Molecule: messenger RNA, 4802 nt
Organism: Scaptodrosophila lebanonensis
Lineage: Eukaryota; Metazoa; Arthropoda; Insecta; Diptera; Drosophilidae
Gene: stumps
Exons: 8
Coding region: 504-4151 (1215 amino acids)
Cellular component (GO): cytosol
Molecular function (GO): fibroblast growth factor receptor binding; transmembrane receptor protein tyrosine kinase adaptor activity
Source: RefSeq, a predicted model, not a curated record
GAUCAAGCGGCUAUUUGAAUUUACGUGUUGGAAGCGAAGUAAGCAGUUUGCCGUGAAACGGUUUGGUGGCCGAAAUGCGCGUUUCGAACGUGGAAAAGGCAGGAAAAGUGUUUUACGACCGAUUAAAUACAUUUUCGAUAACAAGUGCUUGAAUUGUGCGUUUUAAUUUCCAAAAGUGAAGAAAACCAGCAAAAGUCAAGGAAAAAGAUAAUUACGCAUAUAAGGACUUCAAAAAGAAUCAAAUUGAGCGAAGCGCCCUCUGGCCAUGACUUUUAGCACUUUCAAAUAGCGUCCGUUGCUGUUUAUCCACCGUUUAGACGAGUGUCCAAAAGUUCAUUUCCGCCGGAAACGCCUUACAGAGCUUUGUCCGCAAACAAGUGCAAAGCCGCUGACCGGGUUCCACAAAUGGAGAUGCGAAACUAAAUCUGAGCACUUCGUUUCUCAAAAUUGAGUUAGUUAAGGUCGGAAACGAGGCUUGGAUUUGCCUCCCAAUAAUCGACAAUAUGUCCAUGGAUAAUCCGUAUUAUUUCUACAAUGACUCCAAAUCACCGCACACACCAGACUCUCAAUCGUCUAGCAAAGGUUUCUCAAUGUUUAAGCGUCGGAAUGCAAAGGGCAGCAGUCCCCGGCAGAUCGGCAAUCCCGAGCACACGCGUCUAAUCACAUCGGCGAACCUUGAUACGACAGCAACGAUGGCCUUUGGCAGUCCCCGCGGAAGCUUCGGCUCUCUGGGCGGCUUCUCGCAACAAUCGUUUGAACUGCAGCCGCUGAUGCAUCGCCAGCGCUCGUCCAACUCGCACUCGGAGACGUUUCGCGAACGCCUCGGUUCCUUCAACGAAACGCACAGUUCACUGUGCCCCGGUAGUACCGCCAUGGACCACGACGAGGUCUUCAAUCCAUUGACAUCGCCAUCAAGCAAAUCGCACCGCCACCACACGCUGCCUAGCGGCGGGUUGAGACGCCACUCAUUUGGUAACUGGGCGCAGCAGCAGAAGCACAACACAUCGAUUGGCCUGGCCGCGCCGGAUGAGGCUCCAAGCACCAUGGCUCCGCGACCACCGAUGCUUUCGCCCAACAAAUUGCGAGUUACAUCCCACAGAAGAAGAGACAACUGUGGCACCGCGAGCAGUGAAAGCGCCACCAGCCUCGGCCUGGGCUACAACAUGGACGACAUUCUAAUAAUCACAGCCAAGCAUAGUGAGCGGGCCCUCUUGCGCGCCAACUUUCUGAAGAAUCACUUUGACAAGAUCACCAAACAACGCGGACGGAAACCAUUCAAUUUUCUGCACAUCAAAAUUGAAGAUGGUCCCUUCAGCGAGGAGAUUACCCAAAAAUAUCAAAACACAGCUCUGCAGAUCGUUAUACUCUGCCCAGCUCUAAUGGCACUAUCACACUCAUUUUUAAUGGCCCAAUUGAAGGCAAUCAUACGAGUGGACAAGGUGCUUGCCAUACUGUUGGACGUUAGCGAGGAGAAGGUCCGCGAGAUCCAUAAGACGGCGCUGCCCAGUUACCACAAGUGGCGCCGCUGUGCGGUCCGUGACAAUGAUCAGGCGCAGAUCAGCAACAUUCUGGGAAUUGCGACGGACAUUUUGGGGCGAGCGCUCUGCCAGCGACCUCCGUGCCACGACAACAACACAAGUAUGUCCCGAAGCUUCUCCAGCUGUAACGAGGGGUUCACAGUUCUACCAAAGAAAGUGAAGGUGGGCCAAAACAAGGUUGUGGCCAUGCUGGCUGAACCACUCGAGAAGGAUGAUACACUCAAGUUACUGGUGGAAAAGUCGGGCGAACUACUCGAAAUACGAAACUUCAAAUGCCGCAAUCCCUUCACUCUGCAAUUCUCCAUACCAGAAUCCUGCAUGGAGGUAUCGACCAUGAUUGAAAUACGUAUUGAGAAGAAUAACAAGAGUCUGGGUGCACGUCCCAUUAAAUGCGAGAGUCGCAUGAGAGAGCUGGAGCAGUUGCUGCGCAUUGAGGACUCUCCAAUUGAAUUUAUGUGCCAAGCCCUGGGACUUGGACCAGCGGAGCGCGAUGAUCUGGACCUACAUUUACUGCAGUGCUUCCAGCGCAAUAUGCCACCUAAUUUCCACCUACUGAACGGUCCGUACGAGAAGCAGCCACACUUCUUUACACGCCUCGAAUCCAGUCCAGAGGAGUAUCCAACGCUCUUGCACUUUGCUGCUCGCUGGGGCCUCAAUCGCCUGUGUAUCCAGCUUAUGGAAUGUCCAGGUGGAGACACAGCCUGCGGGGUGCGAAACUGCACAGGUCGCACACCUGCCGAGCUCGCAGAGCAGGAGGGUCACCACAAGCUCGCCAAGAGCAUUGAUGGCUUCUCCGCAAUGCACGAGUUCACCACCAUAUAUCAUUUCUACAAGGGCACCAGCAAUGCCAAUUCGAGCGAGAGCUCUGUAGGAACUCAGCCCAAGUCUCAUUCGACCUCAGGCAAGGUGCUCCUGGAGCCGGUAGCGUCAAAGGUCACACCCAGAUCACCCUCCAAGGGCAAAGGCACUGGCAAACCACCCAAGGAACUGCCCUCAGCGGAGUACAUGGAAAUGUCCAGCGGCUCGGAGCGCGAGAACACGCCGGAAGUGCUCCGCAACAAGAGCGAAACAUUGGCCAUUUCCAACCUGAAUUAUAUAAGCGUGGAAACAGAAGAUGAGAAUCUGCAGGGCUCAUCAGCCGAUGUCUGCAAAAACUUCGACACAAACAAGGUGCUGCCCGAGCCUACACUUGGCCCUGAGCAAACUACUAACGAGUUGUACAUCAACGAACCACCGUAUUAUCAGUCCAAGGAGCAAAAUAAAUCCAUCGAUGUAGUCGAUGCGCCUCCGCUUUAUCAGACCGACAAAUUCAGUCAGGAAUGUUCACAGCUCUUAGAGAGCUGCACGCCUGCUCCAUCAACUGGCAACGACUAUGUGCUCCAACCCUCAAACAUACCUGUUACCGUGGUGAACAACACCUGCAUCCCAGAUGAUGGAAACUAUCUAUUCCAGCCCUCCAAUCGACCAGUAGAGGAAGCAAUGCUGCCGCAGGCACAUCGCUCCACAACUCGUCUACAGCCCAGCUAUGGAACGCUAAAACGCAGCGCCUCCGACGCCUCCACCAGCACACGAGCUAACGCUGAUGAUGAACUAGCCGAGAUAAUGUACGACUUCAAGAACAGUGUGCUCUCCAUUCGCGAUGUGGAGCUGUUGGUAGAAAAGUGGAAGCAUCGCAAUGAUGUGCAACAAAGUUUUCGCGAAAAGCAGGAUCAAAUCGAUCAGCUGCGCCGCGAGUACGAGCGUAUUCAGGAGCAAGUUAAGUCGCAACUAAAGCGCGAAACUCCUUUCGAGCGUUUUAAGAAGCUCUUCUCGCGUCACAAGGCAGCCGCAGACAAGCACAGCUGCUGUGGGGAUAGCAUGCUAGAUGAAACUAAAAGCUCCAUAACCACAAACUCCAGCUUCAAGUCCUCGUCAGCACGCCCCAUUAGUUCACUAAGUUUGCAGAGCGUCUCCUCGUCAUCAUCGUCGUCGGGUCGCCUCAGCACAGGAAGCAACUGCAGCGGCGCCUCUCUUGGCGACUCUGGCACGCACUCGGACCACGAGGAUCGUCGCUACAAUUGCCGUCUGGGCAUACCUGGCUCACUAAUGGAUUAUAUGGUGCCACCUACCCCACGGCCUGUUUUUACUCCCAACUCUACACCCGGCGAUGAACGCCAUCAGAUUGUGUUCCCCUCGCCUAUGGCGGGCAGCAACUGCCAGCGACUGCAUACACCAACCAGCCCUACCGCAUCGGAUCAUUAUCAAAUGUUUCCCUCGAACAUACCUGUCUACGGCAGCCAGCCCCUAGCGACAUCCCAGAGCAGUAAUCUGAACACCAUACAGGAGGUCAAGGAGCAUGACGUGCAGCAGGCCAAGUGUUCUCCCAACUAUCAAAAUGGCGUUACGCUCCAGCCCAUCAAGGUGAACGAGCGCAACAACAUCAUUUACGGUAAGCUGAGCAAGAGCACACCCACGUGCAGCUCCUUCAAGCCCAAGCAGGUGGCCUGUCCCCAAGUAAGUAGCAUCGAAGUGCAGGCGGAGGUCUACCAAAACGUAACUGGUGCCGCGGAUCAGGAACAGAGCAAACAAACAGAGCAAGUGGACCAUGGACCGUCUAACUACAUGAACUGCUAGGAGCAAAACGGGGAGCCGGGGACCAUUAUGUACAUUUGGAUUUCAGUUUAAGAACUAUUUUCGGGAUACCUGCACCAGAAUAUUUCUAGACGAAAAAUUUGUCGACAUUUUAAAGUAUAACAGGAUUUGUGUUCAUCUGGAUAAAAUGCUAUCCAGUUCGUAUGGCCGGCCUGCCGUGCAUAAUGUUAUUUUUUCAAGCAUUUACUUUUAAGUGAACAUUUUCAAUAUUACUUCAAUGAGUAUAAACUAGUUACAAGCGAGCCAGCGCCUCCGACUCUUCUGGAAUUUCGCCUUUUUUCAACAUUAUUGUAGCUGUCAUUUUUCUCUAUCAACUUUACUGUUAGGUUAAUGUUCUUGUUGUAAAGUGUUUUCAACCGACCAAGUUAUGUCAACAUAUCGUAAAAUAUGCACACAAUGUGCCUACAUGUAGUAGAUGCAUACAUAUAGUACACACAUAUAUUAAGUUAACACUAAGCUUAUGGCACGAAUGGACCAACGACCUGCGCUAAUAUACUUGUAUAUUUUACUAAAGUAAGCCAUUAGAGUAAGCCCUUAGAAUUGCACGUUUAAUUCGAUUGCAAGAUAUGCGUAUAAGCAUGAAAAAAUACAUUUUUGAACAAAGUUAAAUGUAAUAAAUUUUUCAAUAUCUAA